Molecule: messenger RNA, 2256 nt
Organism: Chara braunii
Lineage: Eukaryota; Viridiplantae; Streptophyta; Charophyceae; Charales; Characeae
Source: the annotation of a GenBank genome assembly
AGGUAGUUUCGUCUCUUUCACUUUUUUUUUUUUUUUUUUUUUUGCUGUUUAACUUCAAACGGGUCCCUUUGUAGUUUGGUGCAGCAAGGCCCUGUCUCCCUUUUUCGCCUGUCAGCGGUCUGCAGGUCUUACCGCCAUUUCGUUUUUUUUUUUUUUUUUAAAAGAUCAAUCGUCGGCAGGGCUCAAAACGCAGAACCAACGGUCUGCUUGUUGAAGUACAAGGCUGUCGAGAAAAAAAAAAUCAUUUCCUGUCAGUGAGCGGCGGCGGACAAGCGACACGCUGGCGAUGCAAUCCACGACUGCAGCGUGCGGCGCCUGCACCAGUGCGACACUGGUGCUUCAUGCCGCCGCGCACACCGCCGCCGCGGGUGCGACAGUCGGGAGACAUGUCGCUAUUGUGGCGACUGGGUCGAUUCCCCGCGUGCAUACCCGUAGUUGUUCUGCAACAGGAGACAGCAGAACAGCCAGCCAAAUGAUACUGUCCCUAUCACCACGUGGACACUCGCGAUUGGCUCAAUCGACUCCAACCCGUACAUAUCGAAGGGGAUUGGGCGUUAUCCCCCUCCUCCAGAGAGGAGAAGGUGCUGGAGGUGGUGGUGGUGGUGGUGGUGGUGGUGGUGGCCGUGGGGUGACGUCGUGCACGCCGCACGUGGCAAAUGCAGAGAACCACAUGGAAGAAGAAGAAGGCAGUGCAUCAGUCAGCCGUGAGCCAAUGGAUGAACAGCAGUGCACGGAGCUCAUCAAAGGACUUCGGGAGAUUACACAAUGUGUCGUUGAAAGCAACAACGAGAAUGGCAUUGAAACCAAGGACGCUGGCAAGGAAAACGCCUCCUCCUCCUCCUCCUCCUCUCUGCCCUCCUCAGAGUCGAACGCACCAUCACUAUCGACCUCAUCGACAUCCAACGAAAAGAGAGGGCGGGAGGAAGAAGACAAUCUAGAUGAGAAGGAAGAGGAGAGGAGCAGCGAGGCGGAGGAGGAGGAGAGCAGCAGGGCGAUGGCAAGGACCAUGGAGAGGAGUAGGAGGAGGAAGACGAGGUAUGUGGGUUUCCUUCUGGAUCAGUAUGGAGUGCUGCAUGAUGGACGUCGACCAUAUCCGGCGGUUAUGGCUGCCGUGAAGGAGAUGGCGAGUCGAGGAUCAAAGAUGGUCGUUCUGAGUAAUUCCAGCAGACGCGCCAGUUUUACAAUGGAGAAACUGGCGUCGAUGGGAUUCGAUCCCUCGCACUUCUUGGGGUCUGUUACUAGCGGGGAAUUAACACACAAGUUCCUACUAGAAAGAGCGGAUCCUUGGUUCGCGUCGCUUGGCCACCGUUGUGUACAUAUCACGUGGGCAGGGAGAGGAGCAAUUCGAUUAACAGGAUUGGAUCUGGAGAUAGUAGAGGACGCUCACAAUGCAGAUUUCAUCUUAGUACACGGGACCGAAGCAAUUGCCAGAAGUAGUCGAAGAGGAGGAGGAGGAGGAGGAGGAGGGGAAGAUGGAGAGGAAGGAGAAGAACGAUCUCCGAGGUUGGCGGGCAUGUCUGAGUUCAGAAAGGUGAUGGAAGCAGGCAUGGAGAAGGGGAUCCCGAUGAUCAUCGCCAAUCCCGAUGUGGUCACGGUGAGCGGUAGCGAGUUGUUAAUGAUGCCAGGGACGAUUGGGAGAGAAUAUGAGAAAGCAGGCGGUUUUGUGAGAUGGAUGGGUAAGCCCGACAAAGUAAUCUACGAAGCCGCCGUGCAGAUGAUGGGGCUCCCGAAAUCGAUGGUCGUGGCAGUAGGAGACUCCCUUGAGCACGAUAUCAAAGGCGCGGAGAUGGCAGGAAUUGACAGCGCGUUCGUGAUGGCCGGAAUUCAUGCACGAGAACUGGGAGGAGAAGCAGGAGGUGGAGGAGGAGGAGCAGGAGGAGGAGGAGGAGGAGAAAGGAUGAUGACGAAGGCGGACGAAAUCUCACCGCCAUCUCCGGUGACUUUGAAGUCAUUUUUCCAAAAAUAUGACACCUUCCCUACCUACACCAUACCCCUGUUUAAGUGAGGCUUCGUCGAUGACGGAAGAAGACGAUCACGUGGGAUUGAGAUUGGUACAUCAGCUGCAGCAGCAACAGCCCUCCUCUAUGACUACGUCGUCGCGAUCUCAUCUUCGUCGUUCAUGCUCUCACCACCGCCUUGUCCUCCAACGGAUGGCGUAGACGCUCACCAGCUUAUCAUCGCCUUCCUUCACUGAACUGGAAGAACAGCUGCAGCAAGAGCCCUAAUUUAAUUGCAUCAUCCCCGUCCAUUUAAGUG